This is a messenger RNA of Spirometra erinaceieuropaei, 1578 nucleotides long. The record is from the annotation of a GenBank genome assembly. NCBI's taxonomy places the organism in Eukaryota, Metazoa, Platyhelminthes, Cestoda, Diphyllobothriidea, Diphyllobothriidae.
AUGGUGAACUUUUAUCGCCGGUUUCUCCCAAACUGUGCCGACACCAUCCUACCUCUGACCAAUCUCCUCUCAGGUUCUAAACGCACCUUUGCACUUACACCAGCCGCACUUACGUCCUUUGAGCAGGUAAAAGCCCUUCUGGCUGACGCCACCAUCCUGACUCACUUUCACGCUGAUGCACCCAUAUCUCUGAUGGUCGAUGCUUCCAAUGUUGCUGUUGGCGCGGUUCUUCAACAAAGUCUGCCGGAUUCUACCGUGCCUUUGGCUUUCUUCUCCAGGAAACUAUCCAAGGCCGAAACCCGCUACAGCACAUUCGGACGUGAACUUCUCGCCGCUUAUCUUGCCGUAAGGCACUUCCGGCAUUUACUCGAAGGUCGAGAGUUCACAAUUUUCACUGAUCAUAAGCCACUCACGUUUGCAAUACAUUCCCACUCUGACAAGCUAAGCCCCCGGGAGAUCCGUCACCUGGACUACAUUUCGCAGUUCACUUCAGACAUCCGCCAUAUUGACGGGUCACGGAAUGAGGUGGCUGACGCACUGUCAAGGCCCUCCAUUGCUCAUCUUCAGCUUUCACCCGGGAUUGACCUCGCUGAGAUCGCCGCUGAACAACGCCGUGUCGGUCCACCCUGUGAUGAGGAUGUUUCCGGACUCCAACUUCAGGAACUACCACUGACAACUGGCAACGGCACCAUCUUAUGCGACGUAUCCACCCCUUCCCAUCGUCCAUUUGUGCCUCCAUCUCUCCGCCGCAAAGUUUUCUCCUCCCUGCACAAUCUGUCUCACCCUGGGAGUCGAGCAACCGACAAGCUGGUUUCCGACCGCUUCGUCUGGCCUGGUAUGCACAAGGAUCUCAAGGCAUGGACACGGGCUUGCAUUGCCUGUCAACGGAGCAAGAUCCAGCGGCACAACAAGGCCCCCAUUGGUACCUUCCCCGGCCCUGGUUCAAGGUUCAGCCACGUUCACCUGGACAUUGUAGGCCCCCUGCCUCUGUCCAAUGGCUGCUCCUAUCUCCUUACCUGUGUGGAUCGAUUCACCCGGUGGCCGGAAGCAAUUCCACUGCCUGAUGUCGCAGCUCCAACGGUCGUCAAGGCUUUCCUCAGUCGUUGGGUUGCAAUUUUCGGUGCUCCCUCCAUUAUCACGACUGACCGUGGUGCCCAAUUUGAAUCUCACCUCUUCCAGUCUUUACUCUCCUUUUUAGGCUGUACUCGCAUCCGCACUACAACCUAUCAUCCGGCAGCCAACGGGAUGGUCGAGCGGUUUCACCGUCAGCUGAAGGCCUCCCUACGCGCCGCAGACGAUCCGGAGAACUGGACAGACCACCUCCCCCUAGUCCUCUUGGGCAUUCGCUCCUCCCUCAAGUCGGACCUUGAUUGUUCUGCCGCUGAACUCGUCUUCGGUGCCACCGUCCGACUUCCCGGUGAGAUGAUCUCGCCAACCCCACAAGGUUCGGUUGAGGAUCCCACCAACCUCCUGCAUCGCCUCCGGCAAUUCCUGCGGACACUUUCUCCGGUUCCGCCCAGGCCAUCCGUCUCCGAAUCUUACCUCGAGAAAGAUUUGGCGACAUGCUCUCCGAUGUGA